Penicillium macrosclerotiorum is the source of this 1416-nucleotide messenger RNA. Its product is annotated as putative l-fucose permease. The transcript has 7 exons. NCBI's taxonomy places the organism in Eukaryota, Fungi, Ascomycota, Eurotiomycetes, Eurotiales, Aspergillaceae. Gene Ontology annotation, biological process: transmembrane transport. Gene Ontology annotation, molecular function: transmembrane transporter activity. The record is from RefSeq and is a predicted model, not a curated record. Bases 1 to 1416 code for a protein of 471 amino acids.
AUGGGCUUCAAGGCCUUUUUCAAGAAUCGCUCCGGUCUGCGCGUCGAUAACCGCAAGACAACCUCCGCGGCGACCCUAACUCUACGCCAGAGUUUGUGGCCGCUCAGUCUCGUCACAAUCCUUUUCUUCCUAUGGGGCUUCGCAUACGGCCUCCUCGAUACCCUGAACAAGCAUUUCCAGAAUACCCUGCACAUUGACCGCACGCGCUCUGCCGGUCUCCAAGCCGCAUACUUCGGCGCAUACCCCCUCGCCUCGCUGGGUUACGCAAACUGGAUCCUGCGCAAUUUCGGCUACAAGACCGUGUUCAUCUUCGGGCUGACGCUAUACGGUAUCGGCGCGCUGUGUAUGUGGCCGGCGGGUUUGCACCAGUCUUUCGGCGGCUUCUGCGGCGCAACGUUCGUUAUUGGCUCUGGCUUGGGCUCGCUCGAGACUGCGGCGAAUCCGUAUUUGACUGUCUGCGGCCCACCCCGUUACUCUGAGAUCCGGAUCAACUUCGCGCAGUCGUUCAAUGCCAUUGGCACCGUCGUCGGCCCCGUGCUGGGCUCGUAUGCCUUCUUCACGGAGACAUCGGACAAUGUCACCGCCCUACAGCGUGUUCAAUGGGUCUACCUCGCCAUUGGCAUCUUCGUCUUCUGCCUGGCGGCAGUGUUCUUCGUCUCGAAUAUCCCCGAGGUCACAGACGAGGACAUGGCGUUCCAGGUAGCCGAGACGCAUAUCGAUGAGCAGGAUAAGCCUUUCUGGAAGCAGUGGAAGCUGUUCCAUGCCACCUUGGCCCAGUUCACAUAUACCGGCGCCCAGGUCGCCAUCGCUGGGUACUUCAUCAACUACGCCGUCGACACCUGGCCUGGCACCGACAGCGCCAAGGGUGCGAAGCUUCUUGCCGGUGCGCAGGGCGCCUUCGCCGUCGGCCGUUUCCUCGGCUCCGGCAUGAUGAAGUAUACCAAAGCCCGCUACGUCUUCGGCGUGUAUCUUUCCUGCUGUGUGGCCUUUCUGGCCGCCUCCAUCACCCAGCGGAACCAAACUGGCAUUGCAAUGCUGUUCAUGACCCUGUUCUUUGAAUCCGUUUGUUUCCCAACCAUCGUCGCUUUGGGCAUCCGUGGCCUCGGCCGCCAUUAUAAGCGUGGCUCGGGAUUCAUUGUUGGCGGCGUGUGUGGCGGUGCCGUUGUACCCCCGAUUCUGGGCCAUGUUGCUGAUAUGAAAAAUAAUACGGGCUUUGCGAUGAUCGUGCCGACUAUGUUCAUGGUCGUUGCUUGGACGUACGCCGUCGCGGUCAACUUCGUUCCCUCAUACAAGGAGACGGUGGACAAGGUUGGAGAGAGUACUGUGGGGCUGCAGAAUCAGAAUGCCAAGGACGAGGAGACUGCUGUUGAAAAUAUGGCGGGCAAGGACGGUGAGGCGGUCCAUUUGGAGCGGUAG